This is a messenger RNA of Echinococcus granulosus, 4536 nucleotides long. RefSeq names its product Protocadherin-9. Gene Ontology annotation, molecular function: calcium ion binding. Gene Ontology annotation, cellular component: plasma membrane. Lineage: Eukaryota; Metazoa; Platyhelminthes; Cestoda; Cyclophyllidea; Taeniidae. Gene Ontology annotation, biological process: homophilic cell-cell adhesion. The coding region runs from base 1 to 4536 and encodes 1511 amino acids. The transcript has 8 exons. The record is from RefSeq and is a predicted model, not a curated record.
AUGAGACAGUUGCUCAAACAUAUGUUCAAUUUAUUCAUACUGGCUCAGUUGUUCAUUGUAUCUACCCAAACCAGCAACCUACAACAUUUGACAUAUGUAAUACAAGAGGAAGUGCCCAGAGGUACGAAAGUGGGCAAUUUGGCCGAAGAUAUUUUGCAAAUAUACGAUACGUACUCAACGCAUGGUGAGAAAUCACCUGUUAAUCUGAUGAUUACAAACCUGCAGGACAUCGGCCCUCAACACUUUGCUAUUGAUAUGAUCAAUGGCUAUUUGAUUGUGACCUCUAGGCUAGAUAGAGAGGUAAUCUGCCCCGACAGCAGCGGCCCAGGACAAGCGAGGUUCCCAUAUUCUGCUGAAAACGGUGGAGGUCAUCCAAUGCUUGAGAAGAUCCACUCUCCUGGGGCCCCUGAUAGUCCUUGUACUCUAACACUUCGUGUUGUCUACACACCUGAGCAAAACGAGGGUGGGUUGAAGGACCCAAUUCUUUUGACAGUAAAUAUUAUAGUAGCUGAUGUCAACGAUCACGUCCCGGUUUUUCCCCAAACUCGAAUCAACCUGGAACUGGGAGAGGUAUCGGCGGUUCCUGGAGAGACAACGAUUAACCUUCCUACGGCAAGCGAUCCCGAUGCGGGAUCGAAUGGCACUCUUUCUUACUGGCUGGAGCAUGUUCUAUCUCAACACGGGCAUCAACACUUGAAUUCAACAAUCUUUCCUUUUCGUUUGGAAGGCCUUGUGAAUGGUGACCCUCUGCGUUUGCGGUUAAAUCAACCACUGGAUUAUGAAAAGUUGAAAUCCUACGAAAUUUUGCUGUGUGUUGAAGACCACGGGACACCGAAUUCACUCAGCUCUCGACUGCGAAUCCACAUUGACGUUUUGGACGAGAACGACAACAUUCCAACUUUCACGAGACCGAAUUAUUUCAUAAUAAUAAACGAAUCAUUACCUCGUGGGAGCGUACUACUAGAUCUACACGCUCAGGAUCUUGACAGCGGUCAAAAUGGACAGGUAUCAUUUGAGUUACCAGCACCCAUGACAGAAGAGUCAAAGGUGGUCCAGCAAUACUUCGACGUCCGCACAAUUACGCCAGGCUAUGCGAAACUUUUUAUUCGGCAGUCCCCAGAUCUGGACACUGGAAUUGAUGCACAGUCAAGCACCCCACAGGAAAUCUCUAUUCGUCGAAGUCGCGAUUUUACUCUUCGUGUAAUCGCCACCGACAACGGCUCUCCAAGGCGACAUACAUCAGAGGCGACUGUAACGGUGCGGGUGCUGGAUGUUAAUGACAUGACCCCGAAAAUCUCUGUCAAUUUUCUUGCAACUCAGGGCCCACAAUACCAGGGAAACAUGUUUUUCAGGGGGUCGUCACCCCAGAAGGUCCACGGGGUGGUGAUGGAGAAUGUGGGGCGCAGUGUCAUCGCUUUCGUCACUGUGCGUGACCUUGACUCAGGACCGUGGGGACAGGUAGCCUGCAGAACGGACAAUGGGGCCUUCAAACUAGUUCCAAUCAGUGGAAGCACCGCUGAAUUCGAUUCAUUCGAGGGUCCUGGCGAGAUGGAACCUCGCUCUGCAAACAGAGAGCUCUCUUUCAAACUGACGACUCAGAAACCAUUUGACAGGGAAGAGAUUCAACAGGUGCCUUUUCGGAUAAUAUGCAUUGACAAUGUUUAUAAGACCGGCCAAACGCAGACGUUUGUCCAAGACGUCAGCCCACCAUCUAUCGCCGCACCUUCCAUCAGUGAUGCAAAUGGAGGCAAAGAGUUUACGAUUGUCACUGACAGAGCGAAGCAAUUGACAGCAAUAGCUCUAGUUUCCAUUCGAAUUCUCGAUGAAAAUGAUUGCCCUCCAGAAUUCAGUCAAGCCAUCUACACAUUUUCAGUAGGGGAAAAUGUUCCCGACUUCACGAAUCAACCGUCAACAAAAUCGGAGGGUAAACCAAUCGGCAAUAUUCAAGCUCGUGAUCGAGACCUCGAUCCCGUACUAACAUACACUCUGCUCAGCAAUCCACAGGAUGCAUUUAAAAUUGACUCAAAAUCAGGGACUUUACAUAUUGUUAGACCAUUUGAUAGAGAAGCCUUUCUCAUAUCAAAAUACGAGGGGAUUGAGGUCAAGCGGAGUCUAGCAACAAAUGAAUCCACAGUAGUGACACAUCUCCGCGCUCAAGUCUCUGAUGGAAAACACACUGCUCAUACGGAGAUCCAAGUAACAAUCACUGAUGUAAAUGAUUGUCCACCCAUAUUUGAGAGGACAACAUACGAAUUCUUUGUUGAGGAGAACUGCAGACCCCUUAACGGUCAUCCGAUCGGCACAGUGCUAGCUCACGACUCCGACAUGGGAUUAAAUGGGAAGAUUGUUUAUCGUCUGCAGCCGAUUACCGAUCAUGACUUCUCAAAUUCAACCAGCUAUCCACGUGAUUACAAUCCUGCAAGACACUUUAAAAUCGACCCCAACACUGGUAACAUACAUGCAUUGCAUCCGCUCGAUAGAGAACAGUAUAUUCAUCACAUAUUUCAUGUCAUUGCCAUUGACACUUCCGACGGCCUGCUUCACCAACAGACAAGCGAAAAGAGGACCCAAUUCACGGCAACAACCACGGUGACUGUCAUUGUGAACGACGAAAAUGACAACGCACCUACAAUUACUUUCCCUGCAUCACACACAACACUUCGGGUCGAGGUGGGAGCACCAGCGGGUCAGCAAAUUUUCACAGUGACCGCCACAGAUCCUGAUGCGGGUGAGAAUGGCACUGUGCGCUACUCCCUGAGCCAAUCCACACCCCUAGUAGCGGGGGCAAGAGUCAACGAGGCUAGUGCCAAGGGUGCCAUCUUUUCUAUUGAUGAACAGGCAGGAAUGGUUCUAUUGACGGAACAACUCCCUAGCACUCCAACAAAAUACCUUCUAACUAUCAGCGCCCAUGACUUGGGGAGCAUCGUUCAACGAAACACGUCGAUUGCAGUCAUCAUUCACGCUGUGACAAAAAAUCAGUUGGAAGCCUCUGUGGGUUACAAAGGAGAUGGUAAGAUGUCGGUCGUUUGGCGAGGAGAGACAGCUAAAUGCUCUCUAGGAGACUGCCCACCAGGGGUGCGAGUACCGCAGACCCGGCAUCGCGCUCCUGGGGGCUCACAUGGUGAGGGCGGCGGCAGGGUUGAAAGUGAUGGUGGUGGUGGGGAGGGCGGUCAGGGACGCCGUGAAGACUCGCGACUGGCGCCGCUGUUACCGCUUCCGCCCGCACUGACGACGGUGCAGCCCUUUGCUUUCCUCACCGACCGCAUCAUUAUCUUCGUGCUCUCUUCCAUUUUCGUUGUCCUCUUGGUGGUCACCGUUGUCCUCAUUCUCCUCAUACGUCGUCGCCGAUUCAUCGAAAUUAACACAAAUCACGGGCACAAAGACGGACCUAAGGUUUCACAGAUUCAGAAUAACAUCGCCCGUGAGGGCUUACCAUGUGCAACGAACGCACUGCAGCUGAUUCGAAAUGAUGAGGUACCUGGCAGUAAGGCAGUUUUCUACAGGACGGGUCUACCAUCCGAUGGAACGUCUCACAGCGACUCUGAUGGAAGGAGCAUUUUCGCAUCAGAGACCUAUCCGGUAAAUGGAGAAGAUCCCUACACCUUGCUGAAACCCCUGAGUAAAAAUCAAGGCGGACCCCUUUCCUCAAACAAGCACGCAGUUUCUACCACUCCUACCUCCAUCAUCACCCCUCUCCUCCUUGCAUCACGCCACGCCUCGCCACACUGCACUACUCACCCACUCACCUCUACCAACAUGUACAAAACCCUUCCUGGGGCUUCAAAGUGGUCGCAGGCGCGAAAAUUUCCAGCAAGUAUACUGCAAAUUCCUAUUACUGGCUCAGUAGCAGAGAGCGGCACACAAGACCAUACUGCCGUCCUCUAUUCCACUUCUGGCAACUAUUCCGAUGAUUUUGCUCACAUCUACCCCGUCUGCACGACAACGCGCAUUGUAAGCCAUCAGGCCGUGGGAGGGGCCCGAGGAACCAGUCCUUCAGGCAAUGGGAACCUCCUCGCAGGCCUCCUUACACAACCACGCAGGUGCCCUUCUGCCGCUGUUACUGCCGGCACCGCCACCUACACCGAGAUGUCUGGCCAACUCUUGGCGGCUGCGGACAGCGAGGGUGACAUUGGCAAGUGUGAAUACCAGCUGUUGCUUCAGCAAAAGAUGCCAGUUAUAAUGCAACGUCGAUCCUCAGCUGGUCAAUCGGUCCACGGGGAGAAACCAAUUGAAUUUUCCCUCUCAGUGGAUGCAUGGCCAUCUACGUCUCAAGGAAGCGAUGAGCUUAUGAGCGCAUCGACAACCAAGGUGCCCAGGGACGAGGGCGGGAGACACAAAGUCAAGUCGGCCACUCUCCAGCCCAUGGAUCAGGGAAACAGUUUGGAUUGGAAUUCGGACCUAGAAGAUACAAUUACCUCAACGACGCCGUUACAGCCGCACAAGGUGGUCAAAUUCUCGGCCAGCAGCAUUUCUCUCAAUAAAUUGACACCCUUGGGGGAUGGUUUAUCAAAGACUGCGCAAUCCAGUUAUGUGUAG